Messenger RNA from Myotis brandtii (Brandt's bat), 802 nucleotides. RefSeq names its product G-protein coupled receptor family C group 5 member B-like. The transcript has 2 exons. Gene Ontology annotation, molecular function: protein kinase binding; protein kinase activator activity. Gene Ontology annotation, cellular component: plasma membrane; extracellular exosome; signaling receptor complex. Lineage: Eukaryota; Metazoa; Chordata; Mammalia; Chiroptera; Vespertilionidae. The record is from RefSeq and is a predicted model, not a curated record. The annotation marks the transcript as partial.
CCAGGCUUGGGGGGCACCGAGCAGAGCCCGGGAGGAACUGGGGUCCUCGCAAAGGCUAGAGGGUUGGGAGUGAGGAACUUGGCACCGAAGCCUCGGAACUUGAGCCCAGGAGCCUUGAUUUAGAAAUGUCCUCGGUGCGGUGGGCGCUUCCGGAGGCCCCAGGCUGUGAGCAGCGGAGGAACGUAAAUAGGCUGCACCGGGCGGCGUGGCCGAGUGGGCAUUUCCCCUCCGCCCCCCGCGCUCAGCUGGGAAGAGGUCAGCCUGGCUGGGAAGGGAGAGGACGGAGGGGAAGGAGUUGCCUUUGGGGGCGCAGCCAGCGAGACAGGCGGUCCUGUUAGAAAGAGAAACUCCAGAUCUUCAUGGAUGAAUUUAUUUCAAUAUGUGUGCCCGCUGCGGAGCUGGGCCUGGGAGACGGCAGCGUGUGACAUGGCCACAGGCGCGGGGAGGGGGACGAACACACCGAGCAGCGAGAAAGAUGGGAGCCCGCGGAGCUCUGGCCCUGCUCCUGCUCUGCGCGGCCGCCGCGGGGGCCUCCGAGAACUCCAGCACGUCCCGGGGCUGCGGGCUGGACCUCCUCCCGCAGUACGUGUCCCUGUGCGACCUGGACUCCGUCUGGGGCAUCGUGGUGGAGGCGGCGGCCGGCGCUGGCGCCCUGAUCACGCUGCUCCUGAUGCUCAUCCUGCUGGUGCGGCUGCCCUUCAUCACGGAGCAGGAGAAGCGGGACCCCGUGGGCCUGCACUUCCUCUUCCUGCUGGGCACGCUGGGCCUGUUCGGGCUGUCCUUCGCCUUCAUCAUCCGCGAG